AUGUUUUCCUCGGCGGUCCAAGAAGGCGGGCCAGCCAAAGGCACACGAAGCAGUCGCCGCAGGCAACGCACGUCCGAGCCCUCGACACAGCAACCGAAAGCAAAGCGACAAAGGGUGCCGCCGCCCGAGACGAGUUUCGUGGAUCCCGACCCGCAGCCGGAAAUGUACGAGGUCAAGCCUGACAAGAUCGACCUUCACACGGCAAAGCGCGAUGGCAUGGAGAACAUCACCACAACGACGCGAAAGGAACUUAGCGUCCGCUCAAAGAAGCCCAAGCCGGGUGAGCGACUCGCCAAGGGAGAUGGGAGCGUUGUUUUGACAACAAACAAUGCGUUCACAGUUAGCAAGCUGCCAGCCCUUCCAGACCGACUACGCGCCGAUGCACAGAACCGGCAGCAUGGCGCGAUUUACUCGUCAACAGGCUAUGGAUUGAGCCUGACGCACACACAUGCCUUCGUCUGGCCCUAUACAUCGACGACAUCUUCCCCCGAGACCUUCACCUUUACCCUCCCAUACCCAUCGAAACACGCCUCCGACCCUCUUCCUGUAGCAUCUCUAGUCACCGCCGCCGCCUCAUCCGAGGAGCCAGGCUUGGUUAUCGUCAUGCCCAUGAGCGGCAAGAUUGCCUACUGGGAGUCUAUCUCGAGCGCAGCCACGCUUGACUUUAUUCGCCAACAACGGACUGGUGUUGAGGAUUCGAUUUCCGGAAUGUACUCGGGCGAGUAUGUCACGCAAAUCGUCAACGCCGGGUCAGCCGGCUUCGUCCUUGUUUUCAGCACCGGGCGAAUGGCGUAUAUGAGCGUGAGGGAUUCCCAUGGGCGGCCCGCAAUCACCGUCCAGUUUCUCCGCGGUGCUCUUGGUGGCAACGCUCUAGGUUUCUUUGGCACCAUUCGCCAUGCCCUGAGCUCCGCUGCCUUCCGUGGCGAGAUUGCGGCUGCGCGGACUAGCCAGGGAUCUAAGGUCGGAGAGCGUGUGGUAGUAGCGGCCACGACCAAGGGGCGCCUCCACUCGUGGUUGAUCCACCGCGGUGGUCACCACGAGCUUCUUGCGGACUUUGAUAUCCGAGACCGCCUAGUGGAAGCAAUCUACAAGGCUGACCCGCUACUCACUACCAACUUCUCGCAAGAGUCGCUUGAGGUGCACGACUUUACUCUUGUACCACGUGGGUUAGAACAGCGCUAUGUGAGCGCUAGCCGCCUCAGUGAAGCGCUGACUCAUGAGGAGGACUCAUUGCAACAUGCGCUGCUCCUCGUAUCACUUUCUAGGGGUCAUCAAGCUCGAUACUCGCUAGUUGAGGUGGUCUUGGGUCCGGAGGGGCCUCGCGUGGGGAAUGUACGGCUGGUGUCCUCGUAUACCAACCCUACCCGCUCGAGCGCUGUUGAGAAGCCCCGGGUCUACCUUCCGCGACCUGGACUAGUUGCGUUCCUAGUUUUUUCCAGGGCUGUGGUGAUCGCGUCGAUGGUUGCGCCACCCGACUCUCCGGAUGCGCAGCUACAGGAAGACACUCAUAUCUUACCACACACCUUCGAAGACGUGGUAGACUUUCAGGACGAAGAGACGCUUCAAGUUGUCGGCUCUGGGGUCGAGGAACCCAACGAGGUGAGGCACACGCAAGACGACCCAAGACCGCACCGCCAUAGGACCAAGAACCCCUCCAUUGUGCUUCUGCUCCAAGGAGUUGGGACUCUCCGGGUUGCUCUAUCCGACAUCGAUCGGUUCGCGAGCGAUGCGCCGCCUCAAGUCACGGCCAAGAGCAAGCUAGAACAGGCUGUGUUUUUCGGUACCAAGGAGAGCACCCCGUUGGUAUUCAAGGGGCGCCGAGCCCUUCCCUUCUCCAACGAAGAGAUUGGCAACGCGGCGAUCGAGCUCAGCAACGAGAUUGUGAGUUCCAAAACUCACUUCGUGGCCAACCUACCGGCCUCACUCGAGAACAACAUGAAGACCAGAGUUGCCUUUCUGGAACACCUGAUUACCUAUCUCAACUCACUCAACAUCGACUUGGACCCACGGACUCGAUGGAUGCUUCUCUAUAAUUCCGAGAAGAUGGCUGUUGCGACUUGGAUUUGGAAACAACACGAGCAGUUUGCUGCCGACCGCCCUAUGGGGGAAAAGCGGACGCUUAUCUCUGAAACCGCAGUCUACAUCAACGAACAGCAAAAAACUGAGCUGAACCCGGCCGUUGGCCAGGUCGAUCCCGUGCGCCACUGGUUUAUCAAUGAUGUGUGGAGGCUGGAUAUUUUUGUCGCCUGGGCCUAUCAGAUCAUCAAGUACCACUACACUGAAAACUUGUCAGACGAAAUCGGCAUCAACCGCCUGGUCUGGGAAGCCGUCACGAUGAACACCGGUGCCUUGUUUGAGGCUCGCCGAUUUCGAGCGGACCACGCGGCGCAUUACGGCAUCAACCCGAGUGAAAUCGCGGGCGGGAAUGCUAUACCCGAACCCUGGACUGCCACCUUCUUUAUUGUCAACAAUCUCAAGCGACUGGUCGAGUUCUGCUAUCAGUGGCUGGAGCAGUGUUCUAAUAAAUCCCCCCAGGACACACCGGUAGAUACCCGCUUGCUCGAGGGAACUCGCCGUCUCUUGCCCUCGUUAACCAGCCAGUACCUUACGUCUCUGAAUGAAUUCUCUUCCUGGGCCUCAUUGAGCGAUGACGCCCAAGCCCAGGAACGUGGCCGAGCCUAUCAGCACGUUUAUCAGGAGGAUGUCUACAACAAGAUUCUAAAACUUAAGGAUCUCGACUUGUGGGACGAGGCUAUUGAACUCGCCAAGGAAUACAAGGCGUUUGACUCGCUCGCCGAGGUCGUGGUGUCGCAGAUUAUUGCGUUGGAGGCUGUAGUUUCGAAUCCGAACACCCCCGAGGCCAAAGCGGUAGAAAGCCAUAACCUUGUGGAGUCCAAGAAGCAAAGUAUGGGUGAGUUAUUCGACGAGUAUGAGGAGGAUUUCGCGUUCCGCGCGUACCAGGUUCUACUCGAAUACAGCGGCGUCCAGUCCGUGUUGGAUUUCAAACACGACAAACAUGGCUACGCGACCAAGUUCCUCCGCACCAAACCGGAGUUGGCCAAAAUCUCAUGGAUCAAUGACGUUGAGCGGGAGAAGGAUAUCGACCACGCGGCCGAGACCCUGCUUGGCCUAGGCCUGACCCGCGAGCAGCAGGUCUGGAGCAAGAAGAUUGAGCUCAGCCUGGGCAAGCUCGCCCUUCUUGCGGACGAAGUGGUCAAUGGCGACGGAGUCAGCACCACGGGCUCGGAGAGCGAAGGGAAGAACGGCGCCAACCUCGAGAAGAUCGACCAUGCCUUGGAGCUCAUCAAGAUCCAAGACUCGCUCUACGACCAAAUUCUACCGGCCAUCCAGGAGGGUGUCGACGAAGCGGCCGAGAUCGAGCUUGCGCUUAAGGAGCAUUCCGUGCUGAUCCCUAAGAGGCAAAAGGCACUUCACCAGCUCUUCAACGACGCUAUGUCGCGCCUGCUUCGCCACGAAGCGCUGCAGCCGCUGACGCUUAUUGACCUCCUCACUCUGAUCGCGCUGCCCGAUAAUCACGGCGACAUCAUUGGCGACCAGUUCUACCUUGCGCUCCAGGUUGCUCAGUACGGCCUGAAGGGUAGCGAGCGGGCCGAUGCCGAGCGGUUGAUUUGGCGGAGGUGUUUCACGCGCGAUGAUUGGAAACGCGUCAAUGAGACGAAUGACAAGGACGACUUGGACCAGCUGGCCACGGUCGGCGAGACGGCCACUUACCACACCCUAUUUGCGGUUGUUGAUGCGCAACACCAAAACCCGCGAUUCCAUCCUUUCCUCAAACCUUCCGACACCGCUGGCGUCUUCACCGAGACGCUAGACCGCCGCUUCGACAACAUGGACGACAGCUUCAGCGCCAAGCUCCUUGACGCCAUGCGCUGGGAGGACAAGCAGCUGCGCACGGCCAUCGACAAGGCCCAGCUCGACGCCUGGUACCGCACAACACGCGAGUGUGCCGAGAAGACGGUCGCCGUUACUUACGCUAGGCUGACGGCCGAGCAGCAAGCCGAGGAUGAGCAGGCGCGGGAGCGCUUGAAGGAUGUUGCACAGCCCAGUGAAGGUGUGGAUGGGUACAGCAUGUAUGGGUUCGGGAAUGCAGAGGCGAAUAGUGCGCAGGUCCAGGAGAACGGGACAGGUUCCCCGGCGAGGGGCACACUGAUCAUUGGAGAAAGGAGGAUGCCGGGCGGUUUGUUUGCGCUUUGA
Dichotomopilus funicola is the source of this 4215-nucleotide messenger RNA. RefSeq names its product Non-repetitive/WGA-negative nucleoporin C-terminal-domain-containing protein. Lineage: Eukaryota; Fungi; Ascomycota; Sordariomycetes; Sordariales; Chaetomiaceae. Gene Ontology annotation, cellular component: nuclear pore outer ring. The transcript is spliced from 4 exons. Gene Ontology annotation, molecular function: structural constituent of nuclear pore; protein binding. The record is from RefSeq and is a predicted model, not a curated record. The coding region runs from base 1 to 4215 and encodes 1404 amino acids. Gene Ontology annotation, biological process: transcription-dependent tethering of RNA polymerase II gene DNA at nuclear periphery; protein import into nucleus; poly(A)+ mRNA export from nucleus.